GGUAAUACUCAUAACAACGAUUAUUACCGAACAGAACCUUCGUGCUGAUCAAGAUGAAGGACCUAACUGGACCAAGUAUGAAGACGAGUCUGAGCAGGCACCAGUCAUCAUGGGUUUACUUGCGUUUCACUGUGGGUCUAACAACCUUGUACCUACAUGUACUGGUUGGCUUGCUCUCAUUUGCCGAUUGUGCCGUUUACGAUAUACCGAAGAUCUGCAAUGGCAUUAAUCCGGUCCAGUAUCAGGGAAUCGAUACGGAGGGAAGCCAGAUUGAUGCGGAAAUUUCGCUGGGAAAGAAAUUGGCUGAUACACACUGGCAACUGGUCCGAAUCUACACGACACUUGAGGUGGAUAAUCAUACCUACUCGCCCGGGUAUUGCCCUAAAGACGGAUUCAGGCCGGCACACGAGAUGGAGACGAACGGCUCAUGGCUUUCGCUGGCGUUCGUGUAUGGACGUGACGCAGGCUAUGCAGAAUCAUUUCUCUCAAUUCCCGCCCAAACUCGCUUCUAUUCCCUGGGAAUCCUUCAUGCUAGGGAUGCCUGGAAAGCCAAUGAUCAUCAGACGCUCAGGCUCUCUGUACAAAGUCAGAGCUGCUGGGAUGCAAGCAAUGCAGAGCAGCGCCUCUCAUUCAUCACGCACGUAGUCAACACAACCCUGACCAAGGUUUGGAGACGGGUUACCAAAGGAUUGUGGCUAAGUGGAACCAUCUACACACGGUCACCAAGCAAUGAGCGACGAGGCAGCACAUUUCCACACAUCGUACUUGUGUAUGGCCAUCUUGGCGGCCAUCAAAGUGAUUGUUAUGGACGUGCUCUACAUCACUAAAGUGAACAAGACUCUCUCACCUGAUAUAGUGGCAUGCCAGCAUGCCGCUGACAAGGCAAGCCAAUUGCUACAGGAAGAAGUUGUAAUGGACUGUGCAGCAGCUGUACGUACAUCUUCCACGACAACAGAAACCAAUGGCCAGCGAGGAGACAUCGGUGACUUUCGCCAUUUUGUGCCACAUCCAUGUAGAAAGCAAAGUGUUGCGCAACAGCCGAGGAGAGUCCGCAAACUGGAAGAAAGAAAUGAUUGUCCAUCUCAAAACUCUGACCCAGUAACAAGUUGUCCUUCAGACAGUCUGGAAAAUGCAGCUCUUCAACCCCUGACUGUUCGAAUGGCCAGAUUGCGAAUCAAGACAGUUCUUCUUCUCUGUGCAGUGCACGGUGUUGUAGAGCAAGAUGCCGCUACAAUCAACACACAGCUUUAUAAAGACAUACACGAAAAGUUGGAAGGGCUGAUCAGAAGCCGAAUCAAGACAUUCAUUUUGAGAGCAUUUGCUCUGUGCUGGGUGGUUGUUGUGACAUUUCUGUCGAUCCAGAUGACCUUCAUCGUCCUCAUCAACAGCGAUCCUAGCAUCAAAACAUGGACUGGAUUCAUUCUACCCAUACUUGUCUUACUCAAGCCAUUAGUCUCCACACUGCAGAGAAUAUAUGGCGGAUCAACUGAUAUCAGAGAUGACUAUUUACUCACGGAAGCCAAACGCAUCAUUGUACUUCUCUUACAAUUGGAGAAGCAUGAAAGGGAUCAACAAGGUCAACCCACCACAACAGAUAACCCAGAAGUAUCCCGUGUUGACAGUCACAGUGAUGAGCGUGGUACAGACCUGGAGCUGGGGGCACAAUCCGCUGAGUCGCAGCAAUCCGGACACGCACACGUGGAUAGGCCGACAGUGUCAAAUUCACAGACUGUCAGUAAUGCUAGUCCUCCUGGACAAACCGAUUGCCAUGGAGACAAGGAAAACGACGUGCAAGUGCCACAUAUAGAAAAUGAGAGUUCACUUGCCCACAGGCGGCCCAGCUGCACCUAUGGCUAUGCUGAAUCAGCUGAAUCAGCUGUGUAACCAUGGUAACAAACAUUUACCUCUGCUUGCCUUUACUGGACUUUAGCUUUAGUAUCGAUGCUGCAUGCAUGUACAAGACUUCGUGCGUAUUCAGCUCAAAUUCGUGUUCCGUCAGCGUCAGUGUCAGCAAGUACAUGUAGUACAAUUUGUUCCCAAAAAAACUUCUGGACAGUCUGUUCAUGGUUUUCAUUUGUAUUGGACUGGUUCUCUACACUUGCGAUAAUUUAGCGGCAAUUCUAAUGUUGUAGCGUUGUUCUCUUGUAAUUUUGUGGAACCUGUAUUGAGUAACUGAGUUUUAUGUUCGUUACAUUGUCGACAGA
This is a messenger RNA of Sycon ciliatum, 2204 nucleotides long. RefSeq lists its product as uncharacterized. Lineage: Eukaryota; Metazoa; Porifera; Calcarea; Leucosolenida; Sycettidae. The record is from RefSeq and is a predicted model, not a curated record. The transcript has 2 exons. Bases 730 to 1884 code for a protein of 384 amino acids.